Penicillium diatomitis is the source of this 3576-nucleotide messenger RNA. RefSeq names its product chitin synthase CHS3 (gene chsF). The record is from RefSeq and is a predicted model, not a curated record. Bases 1 to 3576 code for a protein of 1191 amino acids. The transcript has 3 exons. Lineage: Eukaryota; Fungi; Ascomycota; Eurotiomycetes; Eurotiales; Aspergillaceae. Gene Ontology annotation, cellular component: cell periphery; cell septum. Gene Ontology annotation, molecular function: chitin synthase activity.
AUGUCGUUGCCGCAAAGACCGGGCAGGCGUGAAGAGCGCAGUGCUUUUCGCGAGUCUUCGCACCGUCGGCACACCCGAGACACCGAUCCAGCCGACUACAGCGACAACCCAACGUCCCCGUCAAGUCAUCGACAUCGUCGCCGCCGAUCACAAAGUCACCGACGGACCGCCGGCACCGACGAGGAACGCAUGGAGCGUGGUGCUAGUGUGAGGCGUAAAAAGACGCUGGUGAAACCGGAGCGGCGUCAGAUGGAUCGCGAUCAUCCCAAUUAUCAUUACCGACAACGAUCCCACCGGAUGCCCGUCCAUCCUUCAGCCACAGGCGACGACCCCUUACUCGACCGAGAUCCCGAAGCGGAAACGAAUAGCUCAAAGAGCUUGGAUUCAAAGUCCAAAGACCAACUGUACGGUGCACACGGCAAUGUGAACAAGCCUAUGGAUCGUGCACCCAGCCGGCAUCGAUCGAAGAAGAAGAGAAGAUCUGCACGGCGAAGCUCGAAGAGUGGCAUGUCCAGCGAAGAACAAAGGCGUCAGAAAGUAAUCCAGCAAGUACGGCCGCCCGACUUGUGGACGACUUAUUGCGCAUUGGUCAGCUGUCUGGUACCUGACUUUGUCCUCAAAUGUUUUGGCAUGCCGCAGAAAGAGCAGCGAACGGCUUGGCGGGAGAAGAUCGGUCUGAUCAGUCUGAUCCUUAUGAUCGCUGCUUUCGUGGGCUUCCUCACUUUCGGUUUUACGGCUGUGGUCUGUCGCAAUCCACCACUCCGCUUAAAAGUCAACGAGGUCGGCGGCGGCUACAUGAUCUUCCACGGCAAGGCAUACGACUUGACCGGCUCCACACACCCCCCGCUGAGGUACGGCGGUCAAGAUGGCAGCUUCUUCUUCCAGCAAGUCAAUGGUGCAUGCAAGGGUCUUAUCACGGCGAAGCCCGGUGGUGGUGUCCCUACCAAUUCGAAUGGGGAUCUUGGUUGGUACUUUCCAUGCACCGCCUUCAACCAGGAUGGUUCAUCGGAACCUAACACGACAACCUCCUACUACGAGGGCUGGGCCUGUCACACUAGCCGUGGCGCGCGAAAUGCAUUCUACAACCUGACUGGAUCCGGCGACGUCUACUAUACCUGGGAAGAUACAAAGAAUAAGAGUCGAAACCUCGCCGUGUAUUCUGGCAACGUUCUGGAUCUGGAUCUACUUCGAUGGUUCAACCCGGACCAGGUGCAAUAUCCAUUUGAAUUCGAUGCAUUGCGUCAAAACCCUGACGUCCGCGGUGUCGAUCUGACCUACUAUCUGCAAAGCGGGGAGCAGAAGCGAAUUGGCAAAUGCUUGACCCAGAUCAUCAAGGUUGGCAGCAUUGACACCGAUACUGUCGGUUGUAUUGCGUCCAAGGUGGUGCUUUAUGUGUCGUUGAUCUUCAUUCUCUCCAUCGUCGUGGUCAAAUUCGCCUUUGCCUUGCUCUUCCAGUGGUUCCUUGCGCCUCGAUUCGCUGCUCAACAGACCAGCAUGGCAUCCGAUGCUCGUACGCGAAAUCAACAGAUCGAGGACUGGUCCAACGAUAUCUACCGCCCUGCACCUCGCGUGGCUGACCCGGUCAUGCCGGAUCGCGCCAGCAAGCGCGCUAGCUUCCUUCCCACCACUUCUCGCUUCUCCAGUCCGUACGUGGUGAGCAGCACGGGAACCGGCAAACAGAUCAAACAAUACGUGACCAUGGCCAGCCAGAAUUCGACCACUCAUCUGAUGCCCGGCUCCGCAAAUAGCAACUCCAUGUAUAAGACGAGCCACAACAGCAGCAACGGGACGCUGAGCGCCGACAAUUCUCGCCAUAAUGCCGCUGCCAGUCGAACGAGCCUGAUCGGACCUGGGCAGCAAGACCCUGGAUUUGUGACAACUGUGUCGGAGUCGGAAGUACCCGGCCCAGCUGGAUUCAUUCAUGAAUCGGUGGUCCCUCAGCCUCCGCCCGACUGGCAACCUUAUGGCUUCCCCCUGGCUCAUGCCCUUUGUCUCGUGACAUGCUACUCGGAGGGUGAGGAGGGAAUUCGCACGACUCUGGACUCAAUCGCUCUGACUGAUUAUCCCAACAGUCACAAGACUAUUCUGGUCAUUUGUGACGGUAUCAUUAAAGGUAAAGGCGAGGAGUUUUCCACUCCAGAUAUCGUCGUUGGCAUGCUCAAGGAUCAUACUGUGCCUCCGGAGGAAGUAGAAGCUUUCUCGUACGUUGCCGUGGCCACUGGCUCCAAGCGCCACAACAUGGCGAAGGUGUACUCGGGCUUCUACGAUUAUGGCGAGACUUCCAUGGUCCCUCCCGAGAAGCAGCAACGAGUGCCGAUGAUGGUCGUCGUGAAGUGCGGUACUCCGGCUGAGGCCACACAGUCCAAGCCGGGCAAUCGUGGAAAGCGUGAUAGUCAAAUCGUCCUGAUGUCUUUCCUCCAGAAAGUCAUGUUCGAUGAGCGCAUGACCGAGCUUGAAUUCGAGAUGUUCAAUGGCAUGUGGAAUGUGACUGGUAUACCGCCCGAUUUUUACGAGGUGGUUCUUAUGGUCGACGCCGAUACCAAGGUCUUCCCCGACAGCCUGACGCAUAUGAUCUCGGCCAUGGUGAAAGAUCCCGAUGUAAUGGGUCUCUGUGGUGAGACAAAAAUCGCCAACAAGACUGACAGCUGGGUCACCAUGAUUCAAGUAUUUGAAUAUUUCAUUUCGCAUCACCAGGCCAAGUCGUUCGAAUCUGUUUUCGGAGGUGUUACCUGUUUGCCAGGCUGUUUCUCGAUGUACCGAAUCAAGGCACCAAAGGGAGGCCAGAACUAUUGGGUUCCUAUUUUGGCUAAUCCGGACAUUGUCGAGCAUUAUUCGGAGAAUUUGGUUGAUACUUUGCACAAAAAGAACCUGCUUCUUUUGGGUGAAGAUCGGUAUCUGACCACGCUGAUGCUGAAGACGUUCCCCAAACGAAAGCAGAUCUUCGUACCACAGGCCGUCUGCAAGACUGUGGUUCCGGACAGUUUCAUGGUGCUGCUUUCCCAGCGCCGUCGCUGGAUCAACAGUACCGUUCACAAUCUUCUCGAGCUCGUUCUUGUGCGGGAUCUCUGCGGCACGUUCUGCUUCAGCAUGCAGUUCGUCAUCUUCAUCGAGCUGAUCGGAACGCUGGUUCUCCCGGCCGCCAUCGCCUUCACCGUCUACGUGAUUAUUUCCUCCAUCAUCCGCAAACCUGUGCAGAUCAUCCCGCUCGUCUUGCUCGCUCUGAUUCUCGGCCUUCCCGGUGUUUUGAUCGUCAUCACCGCCCACCGUCUCAUCUAUGUGGUCUGGAUGUUCAUCUACCUCUUAUCACUUCCCAUUUGGAAUUUUGUCCUUCCAAUGUACGCUUUCUGGAAGUUCGACGACUUCUCCUGGGGUGACACUCGGAAGACGGCCGGUGGCAAGGAUGAAGGUCACGGUGCAGUCGAAGGUGAAUUCGACAGUACUCAAAUCACCAUGAAGCGCUGGCGUGACUUUGAAAAGGAACGACGCAUGAGGAUCAAUGGCUGGACGCAACCUCGGCCGCACAGUGGCGGUGACAUGAGCGGAUAUCCCAAUUACGAGGAAUACUCCGAUUACUGA